AUGACAAAUAUGCUGUUAAUUAUUACGAUGUUACUAUGUCCAAAUUUACUCAAAAAGGAUAUUUAACUACUGUAAAAAAACUUAUUUAAUUUCUAUGAGGAGCAAUUUAUAUCAUUUCCAUCACAACCAAUGCAAAAUUACUAAAUUCUUAAUUUUAGGUUAUAUUUCUAGAGAACCACAUUUCAAACAUUUUAUUGGAAAUAUGAAAAAAUCAACUACAUUCAGAGAGUCUCAAUUUUAACAAAUUCAUGUAAGUAUUAUACAUUAUAAGUAAUGCAGAAUUAAAGUAAAAAUUAUAGAUAAAAAUAAAUAAGUGA
Paramecium pentaurelia is the source of this 317-nucleotide messenger RNA. Lineage: Eukaryota; Ciliophora; Oligohymenophorea; Peniculida; Parameciidae. The record is from the annotation of a GenBank genome assembly.